Messenger RNA from Ornithodoros turicata, 4847 nucleotides. It is a transcript of the gene egl, whose product is annotated as egalitarian protein homolog. The record is from RefSeq and is a predicted model, not a curated record. The transcript has 5 exons. Gene Ontology annotation, biological process: nucleobase-containing compound metabolic process. Gene Ontology annotation, molecular function: nucleic acid binding; 3'-5' exonuclease activity. Lineage: Eukaryota; Metazoa; Arthropoda; Arachnida; Ixodida; Argasidae. Bases 179 to 2371 code for a protein of 730 amino acids.
UCGAAAAAUGGCGACGCGUUGAGUGUGUUGUGUUCGUCACCUGACAAACGACACAAAAAUUCGGCAUAAAACCCCUAAAAUUUAGCGAAAUUUUUUUCAUCAAGUCACAUAGCACAUCAUAACGAAACUAGCACACAGCAACUCAUCGCGAGGCCCCUCAUCAUAACGUCGAAGCACCAUGGAGAGCAAGGACUACGACUACACAAAAACCAUGACGCUCAUGUUCUUCCUCGACCGUCUGAUGGACAAAGGCCAGCCACGUACGCUUCACGACCUUUCCUGCCAGUUCGGAACUAAAGGAUUCACCAAGGAGAUGCGACAGAUCGCAGGCGGCAGCCAAUCCGGACUUCGCAAGUUUCUCCAGCAAUACCCUGCGCUGUUCACCAUCGAAGGCGACCAAGUAACCGUCACCAACUUCGCCAACGACGCUUCGGGGAACGUCUCGAAGCGAGAUUAUGAGCAGGAGGCUAUCGAAUACUUUCGAGCCAAACUGGAACAGUACGGCAAUGCGGAGGUGCCCAUCAAAUCCCUUUUGGGCCACCGGUCUCAGGCGACGCCCGAGAUCCGUCAUAUCUCCGGUCAACACGGUCGCGAAUUUCGCGACUUCCUCGUCAAACAUUCGGACGUUUUCGUCGUGAAAGACGACUACGUGGUGCUUCGCAGCGUCCUGCAGAGUGCCCAGGGUGGUUACGACGGGAUAGUCAAAGUAGUCGAAGAAGAACCACUCGAUUCCAAGCUCCGCGACCAGCUCAAUUCCAUUUUCGAAUCAUUUCUCCGUACUCGCGGGGGCACGGCGAGUAUCGAAGCACUUUUCACUCAUCUCACGACAAAAUACAGCCGCGAAACCUACUGCAAGAUGAUGAAAAGUGCCCAAGACUUAUCAGCAUUCUUACGCAUGAACACCCACAUCUUCCAGAUUCACGCAAAUGUCGUGAAUCUCAGCGCGGACCGCAUGCGGCAGAGUGAACCUGUGGUGGAGCGCCAACCGUCUCCUCCUGCUGGGAGGCCCGGUAGCAUCCAGCAGAGGCUCAAGAACCACAUUCUGAAGGCAGUUGCAGAUAAUUCUGCUCAGGACCACAGGGAGAGAAUGUCGAGUGGUCGCGAUCAGCCGCAAGACAUGCACGAUAUGCUACGAGGAGUGCGAAUUGUGACGCGGACCAAGGACUGUGAGGCAGUCGUGAGGAGGUUGAUGGGUCUUUCUGCAGUGGCUGUGGACGCAGAAGGCGUGAACUUGGGGCCAAAGGGACCGGUGACGUUACUGCAGGCUGGAACAGCGACCGGGGAGGUGUACAUCUUCGACCUGCAGAGCACGCCGCAGCUGAUGAACGAGGGCAAGCUGAAGGACUUGCUAGAAUCGACAAACGUCGUGAAGGUAAUGCAUGACUGCAGGAAUGACAGCGUCGCCCUCGCCCAGCAAUUCGGAAUUCAGCUGAGGAAUGUGUUUGACACACAGGCGGCUCACGCUGUGCUCCAGCAGCAAGACGCUGGCAGGCCGGUGCAUAAAGUGAAGAACGUGUCCCUGAACACACUGUGUGCCCUCUACGGUGGACCGCAGAACCCUCGGAAGGAACAGAUGAAAAGCCUGUACCGCAGGGAUCAAAAGUUCUGGAGCAGACGGCCACUCACAGAGGACAUGGUCUUCCAUGCAGCAUUCGAUGUUCACUGCCUUUUGCCCAUCGUGUAUGAUGCACUAAAAGGGGCAAUCCAGCCAGAGUCUGUGUAUCUCCUUCAAGAAUUAUGUGAAGAGCAGGUACAGGCACACAUAAUUCCUGAUGAAGUGAAGGGACGCAAAAAGCAACGAAAGAUAGACCACGAAGUGGCUGACUUGCGGUCCAGACUUACUGCGUCAACUGCGCGACAGGUGGUGCUCAGCAACAGAGAAAUUCGUCUGCUCAGGUACAUGGACCUGACGGAGGAAGAAUGUGCAAAGGUUGAUGGAAACCCUAAAGUGGCGCGAAAGCUCGAACGGCUACGAAACCGUGCCAAUGGCACAAACGGCAUCGAAGGAUCAAACUUCCACAACCAAGAUGACGACCGAGAAUCCGACGACGAAUCGUCAGAGUCGGAGCUCUCCGACUCGGACCCUCCUCGCUCUGGGGAGUGGAGCUGCGACUCACUAGGGCCCGCCUCGCUCUCGCCAUACCAUUCUCUUCAAAGCGAUUACGUUCGCAGCCCAGAGCCAGUCCUGACCAACGGUUACGCGCGAUCCGACGGGUUCAGCUCCGACGGCGGAUGCGAGGGUUCAGGUAUCAGAAGGGAAAGAAAGAUAAUGGUGGACGCGAGCAGCCAGACACUCUCGACGGGAGACAUCGUCAUUACCAAGGUGUUCUUCGAAGAGAAGGAACACGGUGGUAAGAUCAUAGUUCAGUGAGAUGUUCCCAAAAAUCGAGGCUACGCUUUUAAGAUAGUUCAAGCAGAGGUUGUUUCAAACCAGAGUUUGAGGGACAUCUUGACUGCAGAAACUGGCAGCUACUGCGAGGUCAUGUCUUGUGGCAGCAGAUUUACGAGAGUUUUUAGCAUUGCGAAAAAGGUAGCGUGAAUUUUUGCUAUUUUAGGCAAGUCCUGGAAGACUUCUUGGAGCGAGACCCAAUGAAAUUAACUCCAGCGUCGCCAUCACGCGCUGAAUGGUGUAACAAAUACUAAGUGUUUCUUGCCCAGCCAGACUAGCUUCUAACAUCACAGCUGACAUUUCGGAUCUCUGCGGGAAUCCAUGUAGCACCGUCGAACAAUACGAAGUCGAGGGUAACUGCACCUUGCAACAUCUUUUUAUACUGUUAGAUGCCAGUAGGCUCUAUUCAGCGAAGAAAUGUCAGUGGCCAAAGAUGAUCCAUGCAGAUGCGAACAUAAUGUACAUGCAUGUUUUUUCAGCCGUAUGCACACUACUCGAGGGAGGAAUUUUUGUCUCUGGAUAUGGAACCUCACGGGUGUUGAUGGUGUCUUCACGAUAGGCUGCGUUCUUUAUUUGUGUUAUUUUCAUUGUUUAUCCGUGCUAUUUUUUUAGAUGCCGUAAUGUGUUUAUCUGGAAGCAUUUACAAUGCGCAAGCGAUGAAUAUUUAGACGCGGGCCAUGUACAUAACCAAGAUGCCAUUUCUAGAAAUUAACACUUCAACAGUGUUGCAUGGAAUAGCUUUAUGCAAAUACUCUUAAUGGUGCAAGAGAAACAUACAAUAUUGCAUUGUACAGAUGGUGUCCUUGCCAACAUAAUUCUAAGAAAUGGUGAAAAGUGAUCACUGCACGCAGCCUCUUUUGGGCAGCAACUAGGAUCUAGUCGAAUCAGACGGUGAUAAAUGCCAGGAUACGAAACAAAUGUGUUGGCAGCUAUAGGUGGUACAAAAUUAAGGAAUCCUUAGUACUGCUAUCAGUGGGUGGCAUGUCUCUGCAUACCCAUCUGUGCAGGACAUUGUCAUCAUGACCUACUACUAUAAAUGGAGACAGACAUAUACCGCUUCACUAUGAUAUUUGGCACUUUUGGGCAAUACAUGAUUUUCCAAAACCACCACAGCAUUGUGAACAACGAUAAAGAGGGUUGCGCGCGGAUAGCAAGCAGCAGAAAGUAGCCAUGAUGCGGAUGUCAUUUCCCCUCCUCAGUAAUGUGACAUAAAGUAUCACGUUGGGCUCGUUGGGAUUUGGAAAUUUUUCAACAGAAUUUUUAAAUAUUUCCAAUUGUUCAAUAAUUUUGGAAAACAAUUUCAAUACAAAAUUCUUCAAAUUUUCAAUAGAAGUGCUCAAAACACCACAAAACCACAUUUAUUGAAAAUGUCAGUAAUGAUAGCUCUUCUAGUGGCCUCCACCGUAACGAACCUGUGACUUGCGUCUCCCAUAGGUGAUUGGCAUGCAUCUAGGUGUCUAUCUAUAGUAGUAGGUUGUGGUUUGUCAUAUGGAUUGGCACAUUCAUUGUGGCCCACUUGUCCCAGUGCCUUAGUGAAGCAUGGGCCUUGCUUGCCUUGAAGUACCCGUUUCAAGGCAGCAGUGCAAGGCCCGCGACAAGGUCGGUGUAGUUGAAUGUGAUGUGUGUGAAUAUGUGUAUCCCUGGGUGCUUCUGUUUCUUUUUAGCAGCAAGUUUCACUCACAGGUGGAAGAGCGAUUCUGUCAUUGUACGCAUCGUAACCGAGUAUACUUGCAAAGCCUAACUCUCCGUUUUAAAACCAGGUUUUAAGACGAAAGAUAUAUAUUAAUAUUUAAACGCACCAUCCGCAGAGUCUGCCCUGGCAUGACUUCGGUUUUUAUAUAGGAUGGGGUUUUACGUUUGUCUCCCAUGUAUUUUGCAUGUGUUGUGGCUUUAAGUCGAACAUGUAGCAGCUUUUGUUUUUUUUAUUUAUUUAUUUUUGUUUCUUUUUUUACGUAAGUUUGAGUGAGCACUCCCCAUAGGAUGGUGCAGUUGCGUUUUUGGUCCUCACCAAGUGGCAGCUUUUGAGUGCUGCGUACAGGAAAACUUCCCUGUAGAAUGCGCUACAGCGCCUCAUCUUUCAGUCUUGGAAGUGGGAAUAUAGCUAUCAUUACAUCUAGCAACUUGACAUGUGCGCAAAUCUGCCUUGUAGGACAGAACUUUUGCGUUUGCACAGCAAGUGCGUUAUGGCAUGAUUUUUUUUUUCCUUACGCAUCUUUGGGCUUCAUUAUUUUUCAUCCAAAAGCACCAUUUACUUUAUAUGCAGAUUAGGGGAUAUAGAGUAUACAGUAGUCUGCAAGAAUAUAAUAAUAAAAAGAGUUGCACUUAAUCAGAGCAUGACAGGCCCAGUGUCUGGUGCUCGAGAUAAAGUGCGUUUUGCAAUAUUUUGCUAACACAAGCAUUUUUGCGAGAAUGUCCAAUAUGAAAGCAUGGACACAUAAAGGAACAGAGUCUAACUGAC